Molecule: messenger RNA, 1600 nt
Organism: Aethina tumida (small hive beetle)
Lineage: Eukaryota; Metazoa; Arthropoda; Insecta; Coleoptera; Nitidulidae
Product: UDP-glycosyltransferase UGT5
Exons: 4
Coding region: 23-1573 (516 amino acids)
Molecular function (GO): UDP-glycosyltransferase activity
Source: RefSeq, a predicted model, not a curated record
AAGUGUUGUUUAAUAUAAAAAAAUGAAAUUACUUUUAAAUUUAAUGUUAUUAUAUUGUUUUGUAAUGUUUAUAAACGGUGAGAAAAUAUUGUGCGUAUUUCCCUUGCCGGCGCGAAGCCAUUUUAUUUUGGGAAAUGCAUAUGCUCAGGCGUUGUUAGAAAAGGGUCACCAUGUAACCGUGAUUAGUCCUUUUGAAGAAAAUAAACAAUUGAAAAAUUAUAGUUAUAGAAAUAUCCUUUUGACUGGAUAUGAUGAAACAGAUUUCAUAAACAGUAAAAAAUUGUUCAACGAAAAUACAAAUUCGUUAUUUUCGAUGAUUGCGUAUUACAGAGUAAUGAUGGAUUUGACUGAGUUGAUUUUACAACAUCCAAAUGUUCAAACAUUGAUUCAUUCUGAUGAAAAAUUUGACGUGGUAGUGGUCGAACAAUUUUUAAAUGAUGCACUUAAAGGACUUGCGCCACAUUUUGGAGCUUCGCUUAUAAUAUUUAGUACAGUAGGAAUUAAUAACUGGGUUAAUUCUCUCGUUGGAAAUCCUUCUCCACCGUCAUAUAUAUCCGAUGUUAGUCAAAACUACCCCACUAAUAUGACAUUCUUCCAGAGAUUACAGAAUACUUUGUUGAUUCAGUGCGAAGCCUUUGUUCAUAGGGUUUUUGUUUAUCCGGCACAUGGGGAGUUAAUGAAAAAAUAUAUUCCAAAGGCGCCGCACUAUUCUGAGGUUUUCUUCAAUGCUUCAAUAGUUUUACUCAACUCAGAUUCUAGCAUUACUGCAGCCAUUCCAAAAGUCCCGAGUAUGAUAGAUAUUGGAGGUAUUCAUAUUUUGACUCCAAAAGAACUGACUGGGGAUUUAAAAAUUAUUUUGGACACCGCUAAAGAAGGUGUUAUUUAUUUCAGCAUGGGUUCUAACCUACGUAGUAAUGAUAUACCAGUGCAUAAAAGACAAGCAAUUUUAAACACGUUUGCCAAGUUGAAACAGAAAGUUCUUUGGAAAUGGGAACAGGAUGUUUUACCAGGUCAACCAAGUAAUGUUAUAUUAAGUAAAUGGUUUCCCCAACAAGAUAUCUUAGCCCAUCCAAAUGUUAAAAUAUUCAUUACACAUGGUGGUUAUUUAAGUUUAACUGAAGCAGUGUUUCAUGGAAAACCACUGCUAGCUCUUCCUGUAUUUGCUGACCAAUAUCUAAAUGCUAGAAAUAUAGAAAUGUACGGAUUUGGAAGGCAAGUACCUUUUCAUGAUUUAAACGAACAAAUCUUUAGUGAAUUGCUCGAUGAUCUUAUUAAAAAUCCAAUAUAUGAAGAAAAUAUUCAAAAAAGAAAGCAAAUUAUGCACGACAAGCAAAAUAAGCCUAAAGAAAACGCAGUGUUUUGGACUGAAUAUGUUAUUCGUCAUAAAGGCGCACCGCAUUUGAAGGUUGCUGGUGUUCAUUUACCUCUUUACAAGUAUCUUUUGCUAGACGUUUAUUUUUUUCUGAUUUUAAUAAUUGUAGUUGUGGUAUAUUUAUUAUUUUUCUUAUGUAAAUUAUUAUAUUAUAAAAAUAAAUCAGCAAAAUUCAAACAAGUUGUAAAGAAGAAUAAAUAAAUUGUAUUAAAUUUAUUAUAAAUAUAA